AUGGAAGACAAGAAUAUCAAGAACAAGUAUGCAUAUCCGGAGGACCUUUCCAUGGCAGAAGUGGCUGCUGCUGAGAUGUCUUUGCCAUGGAAUGCCCAUGUCUUGGACUUGAAAGAGGCAGAGCAACUUCUUCUGCAAUGUGCUCCAGUGGUGGCUGAUUUGAAUAGUGUCAAGGCUUCGGUGGCGAUGACAAUGCUGAGUGCAUGCAAGAUGGCUGCCAGAGACAACCUCUCCGUGGUUCUCAGUGGUUUGGGUUCUGAGGAGGCCUUUGCCGGAUAUCAGCGCCACGUGCGUGCCUGUGGUGCCGGCGAUGUGGCCACGCGCAGGGACCGCACGCUGGGCUUGGCACAAAUGUGGCACCGGGACUUGCAGAGGGAUUGGGCUGUGGCCCGAUUGGCCAAGGUGGAGAUUCGCUAUCCCUUCCUGGAUGCCGACCUCUUGGCGAUCGCCCUGAACCUGCCCUCGGGAGAGUUCCUCGGGCGGUCGAGACCGCGGGGACCCGCGGGCGCCGGUGCUGAGGCUGAGGCCUGUGCGGAUGGUGGGAAGGGUGCGCUACGUGCAGUGGCUCGAAGCUUAGGAGCUCCUCAACGUGUUUCAGAGAGGAGGAAGAGAGCUGCUCAGUAUGGCUCGAGGAUCUACAACGCCUUGAAGAUCUUAUCCAACGAAGCUGGAAAGCAGCAAGAAGACUCACGAUACCACCAGGCGAACUAUGUGAUGUCUGUACCCGGAGCGUCACACUCACCAAUUGCGUUGCUUCACACCAGCGGAUACCAUAGCAUCCAGGUGUAUUGCCUGCUCAGGAGUUGGCGCUGUCAAAUCGCCUGCAUCAUUCCCCCCAGUGACCAAGACUCAGACUACGCCGCCGCCAAGGCCUUUGCGGCUUCGCUCCAACUGCCGCUCUUGCGGUGUGCGGUCAGAUGUUCUGAGGGCUACGAGAUGGCAGGUUUGAUGGAAUUCCAGAUUGAGGCGGCCGCAUGUGGCCAUGUCUGCGACUUGGACUUGUGGGGUUCCUUCGCAGCCGCCUGUGACGCCGUCAGCCUCCGAGCAAUGGCACCUGAGUGGGGCUCCUGCCCAUCCAAUCAGUCCAGCAUGCGUCGCAUAGUGCACGACGGAACGGCACUUCAACUCACCAAGUUUCCAUUGUCCAGCUGGCUUGGGCAUACGAUUUCGAGCCCGGAGGAGGCAGAUGCUGUUUUGGACGCUUUGCAGACGAUUUGUGGCCCAGAUGCCACUGACGACACCGAUGCGGGCUACGUUGAUUGUGACUUUGUCUCAAGCCCCUUUCUCCCGUGUGGAGUACGAGAUGUUAGAGACAAGAGCGUAGCGCUUGUUUCUGCCCUACUGCAACAAAAAAGACUUUGCUUUCAGAGUCAUGUCCAUGGACUUUUUCAGGUGCUUGUUUAG
Durusdinium trenchii is the source of this 1404-nucleotide messenger RNA. NCBI's taxonomy places the organism in Eukaryota, Dinophyceae, Suessiales, Symbiodiniaceae. The record is from the annotation of a GenBank genome assembly.